GGAGAGAGGGAGGGCGAGCGACUGAGGCGACCGCACGCGCGGCCGGAGAGGGACCGGGCGCGGGACGGGGGACGCAGCGGCCGUGAGCGCAGCGCCAAGAGGAAGAGGACGACGAAGACGACGAAGAGAUCCUCCUCCCUUGUUCCGUCGAGCCGAGCCGCGGGGCCGCCGCCGCGGGGGCGACUCGGCUUGCAUGGGACCGUGCUGUCCGGGCGCCUUGGGGAGACCGACCGAGGGGGGGCGAGGACGGCAUCGGGGGGUCGCCGCGGGGCGCCGGCUCGGAGCGCAGCGCCGGGGCGGAGCGGCCCCCUCGUCGUCACCGCCGCGGGACGAGGCUUGCAUCGGAUGGAAUGAAAUGAGAUCGACGUGCAAGCGCCGCCAUGGAGAGCUGUGAAUUCUCAGCCGCACCGGGGGGACACGACGGGGCCCGCCGCGGCGGCGGUGGCGCCGGGAGUCCGUCGGAGGGAGAAGGGGGGGCGGGGGCACUGGCGGCCGACCUGGGCCCGGCCGAGGGCCGCUCGCCGGCGCCGCCCGAGCCGAAGGGCGCCGUGCGCGGCCGCACGGAGCGCCGGCGGGCCGCUCCGCUCGACUCCGACGAGAAAGAGAGCAACGGGGAGGGGAGGGCAGACGGAGAAGAGGAGGGGGACGAGGAGGAGCUGGACAAGGAGUUUGAGGAGGAGGAGGAGGCCGACGAGAGCGACGUAGAGAACCUGUCCGGAGAGAUCGUCUACCAGCCGGACGGAUCCGCCUACGUCAUCGACGGCGGAUCGGGCCCCGGCGGGGGCUCCCCGCGCUCCCUCGACGGCGUCCUCCCGUCGGCGCAGGCCCUCCUGCUGAGCGCGCUUGGCCAGCGGCCAGACGGUGCGCCCCCCGCGGCCGCCUUCCCGCGCAUCAUCAGCACCUGCCACAUCGCGGCGGCCUCCUCGCUCGGCAAACGCCUCUGCCGGGACGCGGAGCCCGCCACCUUCCCAAAUACCUCAGCGCUCGCGCGCAGCCCGGUCCUUCACAGCUUUCGUGUGUACGACGUGCGACGGGGCGUCCCCGGCGGCGAUAGCUGCGCCAAAACCUCUCUCGUGGCCAAAGACAAUUCGGACCCGGCCCAAAGGCGGCCGCCUGCUUUCGAGAGGCCGGCGCGGCACGGCGACGGGAAGCAGAAGCCCAUCUUGAUGUGCUUCCUCUGCAAGCUUUCGUUCGGCGCGGCGAGGUCCUUCGCGGCGCACGCCGUGCAGGAGCACGCCGUCGCGCUCGUGGCCGAGGAGCGCCGGCUUCUCAAGCGCCCGGGGACGUCCGCCAUAGUCCAGGGCGUCGGCAACGACAAGGAGCCGCUAGUCAGCUUCCUGGAGCCCGAGGCGACGGAACUGCCGGCGCCGCAGGCCAUGGCGAAGGCGGCGGUCGGCCUCGUGAGCCCGGGGCUGUGCGGUUUCAUCAGCAGGUCGCCCAACGCGGGGGCUUCCCCUGCGGCCGCUGAAAAGCCGGCGCAGCCGCUGAGCGUCAGUUCUGGCGCGUUCCUGGCACCCAAAUCCCCUUUUACCUCAACUGCUCCCCUUGGGCGACUGCCCUCCAACCUCUGUGUGGAAGACCUCGGGAGAGGAAGGUCUCCCGAGAAGAGCACGGAUGCGGGAUUAAGUCAAAAGGGCUCCUCCCACGAGGAGCAUGAAAAUAACAAUCCUGAGGAGGAAAAUGACGAUGACCUCAAUGAUGAUGAGAUGUACGAUGAUGAUGAUGAUGACAUAGACGAUGUGGAUGAAGUACCUCGAGUUUCACUAGUUGACAACCCUCACAGCAGCAGUGAGCUUUUAACCCUCUCAAACCAAAGCAUUUUUAAACCUUCUUUUCUGACGCCUAGCGUGCUAAACUCUACUACUCCAAAGGCUAACUCAUCUACCUUCAUAGCUUUCAUGGACGGCAGUGCUGGCGCGAGCGCGAGCGGCGCCGGCCUCGGCAUUGCCGGCAACACAAACAGCAGCAGCAGCGACGACGCGGAUCCGCAGAAACUGCCCAAAGACGGUCUCACAGACGAGGAGAGGACGGGCGAGGCGAGGGCCUCGGAGGAGGGCGGCGUGCCGGCCGCGCUGCACAGCCCGCCACCGCCGCUGGCCAUGCCAACGCUGGCGCUGCCAUUCGGCGAGUGCCACGGGCAGCACCCGGGCGGUUCGGUGGAGUGCCCCAAGUGCGACAUGGUGCUGGGCUCGUCACGCUCGCUCGGCGGGCACAUGACCAUGAUGCACUCGCGCAACUCCUGCAAGACGCUCAAGUGCCCCAAGUGCAACUGGCACUACAAGUACCAGCAGACGCUGGACGCCCACAUGAAGGAGAAGCACCCAGAGCCGGGCGACGCCUGCAACUUCUGCAAGUCGGGCCAGCCGCACCCGCGGCUGGCGCGCGGCGAGAGCUACACGUGCGGCUACAAGCCCUUCCGCUGCGACGUCUGCAACUACUCCACCACCACCAAGGGCAACCUGAGCAUCCACAUGCAGUCCGACAAGCACCUCAACAACAUGCAGAGUCUGCAGAACGGCGGCGCGGUGCCCGCGCGGUCGCCCGGCGCAAUGGGGGGCGACCAGCCGCCGCAAUCGUGCGCGGCGUACGCGGGCACGCCGUCGUCGCCCGUGCAGUCCCUCGCCGGCGGCGGGGCCACGGCGACCUCCUGCGCGGCCGCGGCGGCGGCGUCGUCCUCUAUGUCCACGGCCGCCGCCGGCGCCACCUCCGCCGCGUCGACGUCCGGUUCGGCGGCGUCCGUGCCGUCCCCGUCGCCGUCGCCGACCAGGGCCAAGCCCAAGCCGACAUGGCGCUGCGAGGUGUGCGACUACGAGACCAACGUGGCGCGCAACCUCCGCAUUCACAUGACGAGCGAGAAGCACAUGCACAACGUGGUGUUGCUGCAGCAGAGCAUGAAGCAGAUGCAGCAGCACCAGCAGCAGCAGCAGCACGGCCUGGCCGGCCUGGCCCAGGGCUCUGCGGCGGGAGGCAUGUCGGGCCCGGCGGGCCUCGGCCCCACCGAGGCGGAGCUCUACCAGUACUACCUGGCGGCGGCGGCUGCGGCGGCCCAGGGGAUGGGCCACCCCGGCCUCAAGCUGGACAAGGCCACGGAGCAGCAGUAUCUCCUGGGGGGAUUCCAGCUGGACCCGAGCACGGGCCUGGCCGCUCUGCCCCCGGGACUCGUGGGGAGCGACCUCGCCAUGGACCCGCGCCUCGCCUCCAUGGGCGGCCAGCACCUGGUGGGGGUGGACCCCGAGCUGCUCGGCCUCUCCGCCGGCUCGGCCGAGCCCUCGGCGGCCUCCGCCGACCCGGCGCUGCGGCUCUUCCAGUGCGCCGUGUGCGGCGUCUUCACCACGGACGCGCUGGAGGCGCUGGCGGCGCACGCCGCCGCCGAGCGCUCUCUCCCCGAGGCCGAGUGGAAGGCAUCGGGGGCGGACGGCGCGCACACGUGCCGCCUGUGCCAGUACGGCACGCCCCUGCGCGCCAACUUCCAGCUGCACUGCAAGACGGACAAGCACGUGGCGCGCUUCCAGCUGGUGGCGCACAUCCGCGAGGGGGGGCGCGCCAGCGAGUGGCGCCUCAAGUGCGCCGCGCUCGGCAGCCCCGUGCAGCUGCGCUGCAACGCCUGCGACUACUUCACCAACAGCCUGGAGAAGAUGCAGAUGCACGCGGCGAGCCCCCGGCACGAGGCCAGCCUCUGCCUCUACAAGUUCCUGCAGCAGCAGGACGCAGCUGUGCGUCCAGAGGCGCGCUCCUACCACUGCACGCUGUGCGACUACGGCACGCGCUCGCGCCUCAACCUGCUGCAGCACGCGCGCUCCCUCAAGCAUCAGCACAACGAGGGGCUCCGCCGCAUGCACCUCACCGCCCAGCAGCAGCAGCAGCAGCAGGCGGCGGCGGUGGAGGCGUCCGAUCGCAGCGCGAGCAGGGAACGAGCUUUUGCCCAGUUCUUUGUGGUGCGCGAAGCUCCGGCGAGCGAGAGUGAUAACCAAACAGAAGAUGCCAAAGGUAGUGCAGACCCUGCCGCACUGGACAAGGAGGUGGCCAAGGAGCCGUGGGGAGAGGAGGAGAAAGCGUCUGAGAAAGAGACAGGUGCUGGGGAUGGAACCAAAGAUGCGAGCGGCAGAGUUGCAGCGGGGAAACGGGUGCCAGCCGACGGGGAUGAGGACAAAAGCGUCGCACCAAAACGAGCCAAAGCUACGGAAGACGGCGGCGGCGGCAAGCCUGACCAGCAGCAGCAACAGCAGCAGGUGUUCCAGUGUCCGUACUGCACGUACCAGAGCGGCGACGCGGCGCGCAUCCGCGUGCACGUGGUGUCUCAGCACUCGGUGCAACCCGCGCUACGCUGCCCACUCUGCCAGGACCUGCUCGGGAGCAAAGUUCAUCUGCAGCUGCACCUCACCCAUCUGCACAAUGUCGCCCCGGACUGCGUCGACAAGAUCAUUGCAUCGAUGUCGUCACCGGAGAUGAUGGUACCGAGUUCUGCGUUCCUGCCUGCCGGGGCGUCGGAGGGCGAUGGACACCAACACAACAGCACCGUGAGAGUCGCUGCUGAGGACGCGACAAAACCCUUGGGCAAUAAGGAAGACUACGAGAGGGCUGGCACCUCGCGCGAAUUGUCAGAACAUGCCACGGAGCGGUCCGGCGAGCAGACCACGAACAAAGAUGACAAAAAGGAAGAGCAGCAAAGCAAUGCGAGGGUUGCGGGCGCGACGCAAGGUUCCUUGGCGGGAGACUCCGUGACGAAGCGGGUGCAGUUGCCCGUGUCCGACCGGCACGUCUACAAGCACCGGUGCCCGCAGUGCAGCCUCGCCUUCAAGACGCCCGAGCGGCUGCAGGCGCACCUGCAGUACCACGUCAUCCGCGCCGCCACCGCGUGCGCCCUCUGCCAACGCAGCUUCCGCUCCAUCCCCGCGUUGCGCAAGCACCUGGAGACCAGCCACCCGGAGCUGGCCGACAUCCAGGUGCAGCAGCUCUGCGGAAGCCUGCAGAUCGCCAACGGCGACUUCAAGUCGCUACCCGAGACGGAGGAGGAGCUCUCCCUCCCGGCAGAGGCGGACAAGGAUGAGGACAGCGACCCCGACGGGAAGCAGAGCCCCACGGGAAGCGACGGAGGGAUCUUCGGCCAGGAGGACCCCACGAUGGAGGCCAAACGAGCUGUGAUUCCCCGCAAGUGCACCAGCUUUGCCAUGGAGAAGUUUCUGGACCCCUCGCGGCCGUACAAGUGCACCGUCUGCAAAGAGUCCUUCACCCAGAAGAACAUUCUCUUGGUGCACUACAACUCCGUCUCACACCUGCACCGCCUGAAGAAGGCCCUGCAGGAAUCGUCGAGCCCCGGCUCCGGAGGCGAGCGGUCAGAACCGGCCAACGGGAUUGACAACAAACCCUACAAGUGCAUGACCUGCAACGUGGCCUACAGUCAGAGCUCAACGCUGGAGAUCCACAUGAGGUCGGUCCUGCACCAGACCCGGGCGAGGGCGGCCAAGUUGGAGGCGGCGAGUGGCAGCGGAUCGGGCAGCAGUGGCAGCGCGACGACUGCGAGUUCCGGCAAGUCGGCCGCGCCUGACGUGACUGGUGGCGGUGCGGCAAACGCCGCCACCACCGGCAGCAGCGGCGCAAGCAAGAGCAGCAGCGGCGGUGGCGGAGGUAACAUCGGCGGCGCCGGCGGCAGCAGCGCCACCGCAAGUUCUUCAUUGUCCUCCAUGGAGCAGAAGGAGCUGAACAAGAAACGGUCAUCUGAGGGAUCGAGCAUGAAGCAGAAGCAGCAGCAGCAGACCGUGCAGUCAACAAUGCAAGCCCAGGCCCAAGCACAUAUGCAGGCCCAGUUUCAGGUGCAGGUGCAGGCACAGCUGCAGGCGGCGCAUGCCCAGGCACAGCUGCAGGCACAAGCACAGGCCCAGCUGGAGUUUCAGCAGCAGGCGGCCCUGCUGCAGUCGCAGCUCUUCAACCCUGCAUUUUUCCCGCACUUUCCUUUCUCGCCAGACGCCCUGCUGCAGCUGCAGCAACAACAGCAGUUCCUGCUGCCCUUUUACAUCCCAGGAACCGAGUUCCAAUUCAACCCCGCCGACCUCGGGCUGCCCAUGUCUGCGUCGGUCGCCAUGCAGGGGCCUGCCAGCGCCGUGCUGGGUGAGCUCAAGCACCAAGCUCAGAAGCAGCAACAGCAGCAACAGCAGCAGCUACAACAAAUGCAGCAAGACCAAAAACAACAACAACAGGAUCUUGAACAGCAGUGUUUGGAGCAGCAGCACAGGCAGCUGGAACACCUGCAGCAGCAGCAGCAGCAGCAACAACAACAACAACAGCAGCAGCAGCAUAAGAUGCAAAUUUUGAAGGAAGAUUCCGAGAUGAUGCAUUAUUCAUCGCAAGAUGACGCUCAGCCAAUAAAUCUGAAACAAGCUGAGGAGAGGCACGAACAGUCGGAUGAAAAAGAGUUUUUAGAAUCAAAAGCCAGAUCGCAAUCCGAGAUUAGGGCUGUUUUAAAGCUGAGCCAUUCGGACUCAAACAUGCCGCCCCCUCGCAUCCCGUUUGGCUGCCGCGGCAACGCCACACGGGCGCUGCUGGAGAACUUUGGUUUCGAGCUGGUGAUCCAGUUCAACGAGAACCGGGGACGGACCCAGAGACGCGGCCGCAACGGCGACAACGGCGAAGCGCUCGAAAGGCUCGAGUGCACGACGUGCGGAAAACUCUUUUCGCACAUUCUCAUCCUCAAGAGCCACCAGGAGCAUAUCCACGGACAAUUUUUGCCCUUCGCCGACCUGGAGAAAUACGCGAGCCAGUACCGCGAGACGUACGACAAGGUGUACCCAAUGGAGACGAUGCUCUCCGAGCCCCUCGCCCUGCCCCCGCUCCCUCCCCCACCCGCAAAUGUACAGCCGCAGCCCCAAGCGCAGACCCCGUCGCAGCACCAGCCUCAGUCCCAAAUGCAGCCGCAGCAGCAGCAGGUACCACCACCUCAGCCGCCACAGCCUCAACCUCAGUCAGCUUUGUCUGCUCCUUCUCCUCUACCUCUACAGCAGCACCAACAUCAGCAGCAGCAACAACAGCAGCAGCAGCAACAACAGCAGCAGCAACAGCAGCAACAGCAGCAACAACACCAACAACAACCACAGCAGUCCCCAAAGCUUCCUACUAUGGCGCCACAACUGUCAACCACUCCUCAGCCAACACAAACUCAAGUCAGCCUUGUGCCACCGCCUCUGGACAUGCCGCUGUUCUCUCCUCUCAUGAUGCAGUCCAUGCAACUUCCUCCCGGCCUCUCGCAAUCCGCAGCAACUUCGGUGGAGGCUCUGAGUGCCGAGCUAGCUCAGUUCUACCAGCAGCAGCUGGACGCCAACUUCAUGCAGCAGCAGAACAAACGGCCACGCACACGAAUCACGGACGAUCAGCUGCGCAUCUUGCGUGCUCAUUUCAAUAUCAACAAUUCUCCUAGCGAUGAGCAGAUACAGGAAAUGUCCGAAAGGUCCGGUCUGCCACCUAAGGUCAUUAAGCAUUGGUUCCGAAAUACGUUGUUCAAGGAGCGACAGAGAAACAAAGAUUCCCCGUACAACUUCAGCAAUCCUCCCACGACCUCACUGGAGGAGAUGAAGAUCAUGGAGUCACAACCACAGACACCCGAGUCAGUAAAAUCAGACCAAUCUUCCAGCAGACGUUCCUCGAGAACUCGAUUCUCUGACUAUCAGCUGAGAGUUUUGCAGGAUUUCUUCGAUGCAAACGCGUACCCAAAAGACGACGAGAUCGAACAGCUGUCGACGCUGCUGAACCUUCCGACGCGCGUCAUCGUUGUUUGGUUUCAAAACGCGCGACAGAAAGCCCGGAAGAAUUACGAGAAUCAGGGCGACGGCAAGGAGCAAGUUGAGCGGAAGGAGCCGGGCAGUGAGCGGUAUAUCCGCACGGGGAACAUGAGCUACCAGUGCAAGAAGUGCGAGGUGGUGUUUCAGCGCAUCUUUGACCUCAUAACGCACCAGAAGAGGCACUGCUACAGGGACGAGGAAGAGGAAGCUGCUUUGGACAGUCAGGCAGAUGAUUCCAUUGAUGGCGUGGAUCAAGGAUCUCAGCAUCAGUACGCAUCCAGUUCUGGGACUCCGGGUCAAACAUCGGCAACUCCUCCGAGUCCCAACGUGCUAGAAAAAGACAAAGAGACGAAGGCUGAACCUCGGGUCAAGGCCCCACACGUUAAUCCUGAACCCAAAGAAGAAAGAGAAGAGAAACCAAAGCGAGCAGAAACUUCCCUGCCUCAGCAACUGCAGCAACAGCAACCUCCGUUGAAACGACCAGCACAGACUGCCUCCGAGUCUUUAACACCGACCCAGUCGUCCACAUUUGCCCAAAACCCUUUUCAACUGCCGACCUCAUCGCAGUCCCAGCUGCCAAUGAACUACCAGUGUGAACAGUGCAAGAUGGUUCUGCCCAGCUUUGAGCUCUGGCAGGAGCACCAGCGACUGCAUUAUCUUGCCCCACCUGGCCACUUCUUGCAUUCGCAGCUGAUCGACCAGCGGCCGCCGGGACUUGACAUGCCGCUGCUGUUAUUUGACCCGACGAAUCCGCUCAUGGGAGGGCAAUUUAUGCAGACGACAAACCUGAGCUCUGCACAGUCAUCCUCCCAGUCGGCGUCCUCUCCCACCUUGUCAACGUCUGCGAGCAGUGCCCUCAAACGGAAGCUGGACGAAAACCCAGGGGGAAGCCUCGGAGAUGCUGACACGUCCACCAACAGCUUAAACAACUCCGAAGACCAACCGAGGGACAAGCGACUCAGAACCACGAUCACUCCGGAGCAGCUCGAGAUAUUAUACCAGAAAUAUCUGCUCGAUUCGAAUCCUACUCGUAAAAUGUUGGAUCACAUUGCACACGAAGUCGGGCUGAAGAAACGCGUGGUGCAGGUCUGGUUUCAGAAUACCAGAGCGCGCGAGAGAAAGGGACAUUUCAGGGCCGUGGGCCCCGCACAGGUUCACCGGCGGUGUCCAUUUUGCCGAGCUCUGUUCAAAGCACGAACGGCGCUCGAGGCCCACAUCCGCUCACGACAUUGGCACGAGGCCAAGCGGGCCGGGUACAACCUCGGCCCUUUGCCGUCCUCCCAGGAAGCAGAAUCUUCUGCUCAGAUGCAGCAACUGUUAGACGACGGGUCAAUGGAUCAGCAUGACCUGGGCACCUCACAACCGUAUAAAAUGAUGUCUGACUUCAUGGCUUCGCACGAGUCAACAUCCAUGCUGAACAAACCAUCCGAUUUAUCACCGGGGUCGAACCUCAGCCCCGGGUCCGUGAAGGUCGAGGGCAUGGACGACAUUGAGAGUCCAACUCUUUCUUCCGCUCACACGAGUUUCGAUCACGGGAAGAUCGACAAUGACGACUGCUCUUCUAUUAACACGGCCAUCACAGACAACACCACAGGAGACGAGGGACAUAAUGACACAGACAGCAACUCUGGGCUGCUCAGUGACAUGAAGUCAUCGGCACGUGGCGACGCACAACAGCAAUCGAUAGCCACUCCGACCAGCGAUCAAGGGAGCGAUGACAGGUCCUGGGCAGGUCUAGUGAGCCCUGGCAUGAGCUACAGUGCUCGGGAUAAUGACAACGAAGGCAUUGUGGAUCACAGCGAGACCUCCAGCAUAGCAGACCCGGGCUCCCCCAGCGUUCAGAGCAACAGCGGUUCCUCAACAGCGAAGACAUCUGGAAUGUCUUAUAGCGGAGACAGGCCAGGCUUGAAACGCUUCCGCACCCAGAUGUCCAACUUGCAGUUGAAGGUCCUCAAGGUCUGCUUCAAUGAUUAUCGCACGCCGACCAUGCAAGAGUGCGAAAUCCUCGGCAAUGAAAUCGGACUGCCGAAGCGUGUGGUCCAGGUUUGGUUCCAGAACGCCCGUGCCAAGGAGAAGAAGUCCAAGCUGAGCCUCGCCAAGCAGUACGGCAUCGACCAGCCCGAAUACGACAGCCCCAAAAUGGAGUGCACCGUCUGCGGCGUCAAGUACGGGCCCCGGCUGACGGUGAGGGACCACGUGUUCGCCAUCUCCCACAUCGACAAGGUGCGGGAGAGCGUGGGCAGCCAGCUCGACCGCGAGAAGGAAUACCUGGAUCCCUCGACCGUCCGGCAGCUCAUGGCGCAGCAGGAGUUCGACCGCAUCAAGAAGGCAAACGAAGUGCUCGGUAUCUCCUCGGCGCAGCAGCAGCAGCAGGGAGGGUUCGACGGUUCGCAGAUGCAGGCCAUGAACCUCGCUGCUGCAGCCGCUUCCUCCUACCCCGGCCUGCCUCCCAUGCUCCUGCCGGGCAUGGCCGGCAACUCGUCCCUCCCAGGGUUCCCCCCAGUAUCCUCGGCUCUGACAGCGCCGGGUGCCGGCGUGCUCAGCCUGCCCACUGCCGGCAUUCCUUCUCCUGGUCUGCCGCUGCCCGUGAACGCCGGAAAGCCGCUGAAGAGCCCCGACCCUCAGACGUCGAACACCUUGACGGUCGCAGCCACGACCACGAAGCCUCACCCCAGGCUCGAGAAGGAGCAACUUGCAGAGAAGGGCAAGGAGAAGGUGCAUGAGCACGUGGCACGAAAGGACAGAAAUGCCGAGAGCAAAGUCAAAAACGAAUUUCCCAGCACGAGCGGGGCGGUCGCGUCGACGUCCGCGGCGCAGACGGCCCACGAAGGAAGCGUCGGCGCUGGCGGCGGCGGCAUGGACCCCGCCCAGCUGCAGGCUCUGCAGGCCGCCCUAGCGGUCGACCCAGCGGCGCUGCUGGGCGGACAGUUCCUGCCCUACAUCAUGUCGGGAAUCCCACCGUACUACACGCAGCAGAUCCCCACGUCGGCCGCCACGGGCCUGCCGCCGGGCUACCUGCCGCCCUUCUUCGGCAUGGAGACGAGCUUCUUCCCGUACAACGCGGCCCUCUCGCAGGCCGUGGCGGCGGGCCUCUCGCCGGGGUCGCUGCUGCAGCAGUAUCAGCAAUAUCAGCAAAGUUUGCAAGAUGCUCUCAGCCAUCAGCAACAACAACAGCAGCAGCAACAACAGCAUCAGCAGCAGCAGCAACAACAGCAGCAGCAGCAACAGCAGCAGCAGCAGCAACAGCAGCAACAGCAGCAGCAACAGCAGCAACAGCAGCAGCAACAACAGCAGCAACAGCAGCAGAGGCAGCAGCAGCUUGGCUCGCCUGGGGUUGUGGUACAGAACGCAGUGGAGCAACGGAAGGAGCCGUCCGUAGGAGAGCACGAACGGAGCGACAAGCCGAGGCUGACCGAGAGCAAAGGCACAGAUUCGCUGGAUAUAUACGUGGUAACGGUGGUGACGGGGAAGCCUGGGGUGGCGUGCCGGAAGUGCCAGGCGGUUUUUGGCGACGAGGUCUCGGCGCUCGCGCACCAGCGCUCGCUCUGCUACGCCGGGCAGAGGCCCGCCAGCGCCAGGGAGACGCUGGUGCGCGUGCCGCCCACCGACGACAUCCACUGCUGCCUGGCCUGCGACGCGACACUGAGCGGCCGCGAGUCGCUCGCUCGCCACCUGCGCUCCGGCGAGCACCGGCAGCGUUCCGCCCGGCGCGCCGCCCAAUACGCCAAAGAGCACGCCCGAGUAUUACCUCACUCCGCACGCGAUCCCGAUCAUGACGCAGCAUCUACCUCGCAGACGGACGCCACUCACCCAGCCGAUGGAAACCGAUCGCUCUCCUCCUCAUCCUCCUCCGCGCCGCAGAACGAGCCCGCGCCCCGCGGAAAUGGUGGCGCCACCGCCGCCGCCCUCCCCCUCGGCGCGUCGACGGUUACCUCAGCGUCAUCCCGCAGAGCCUCAGGGGUCCAGACUUCGCCCCCUCCUUGGGACAGCUGCUCGGACGAGUCUGAGAGCGAGCUGAGCCGUGCAUCGGAGGACUCCGAGCGGCCCGCGGGGAGCAGGGCCCCCCGGGCGGUGGCCCCCCUGGACAGCGGGAGCACGGGUAGUGCGCAGCUUGCCACGGACUUCCUUCGCGUGUAGCCUAGCCAUGGGGAAGGGAGGGUUUUAUUGUGUGUGUUAUUUAUAUGAUGAAGAUAAAUGAUGAUGGUGAUGACGACGAUGGUAGUGGUAGCGGUGAUGGCGAUAAUAAUGACGAUAUUAUUAUUAUCGACAGUAAUAAUAAUAUUAAUGAGAUCCUCUGGAUCCUCAAUAAUAAUAAAAUAAUAAUAAUGAAUGGGAAGGGUUUUAUCAACAGUCAAAAACCAAUUACUACUAACUACUAUUCCAAAGCUCCUAAUCAAAACCAAAAAUAAUUUGACUUCGGAUUGUUCUUCCCAUAUUGAUAUGCUGGCUUGAGGAAUAGUUUCUAAUUGUGUGUGUUUAUAAAUGGUCAAAAAAGGCACAGUUGCUGUUACGUUUUUAUUUGACACUUUGUUUUUAUUUUGUGCUCUACUUUUAAAACGGCAAAAGAAAAGAAAAACAAAACUUUAAAAAAAGUUUGGAACAUUUCUGCUGAGGUGCGUUGUGACGGCGCUUCGAAGGGGGUUCAAAAAGCCAAAUACUCGGAGAGGUCACGGGGGGGGGGGGGCAUGGGCGGUGGGGCGCGCGGUGGGGCGAACGGCACAACUGGCGAGCGCAUCCCGCUAGCAUGUGUUAUAUGGGGAUAAUGAUCCAGCAACAUUCUUUGCCUAACUAAUCAUGAACUAUACCAAUGGCUAGCUAUGAAUCUGUGUCUGUAUAUCUCAGGUCAGUAGCUCACACUUAGUUCAAGUUUAAAAAGCUUUUGAUUUCUCUUCUCAUGAGUUGACUUGUCCAUAACAAGCAAAAGCAACUCUUCUUAAUGGGGUUCUUAAAAAUAAAAUAGAUCUUUACUCUCUUGUAGGUCUUCUGUUACGGUAGAGCUUAACAACAUUAAGACGAGAAUUAAAAAAAAAAGUAAAAAAAAGUAGCUCUCCUGUAUUUAUAAUAAAAUGAGUACUGUUUUGAUGUUGGAUAGUUUGUUACUAUGGAGCUAUUACACAAGUACAGUGAUACCUGUGUACACAUUUAUAAUGUUUCACAACUGCUAUGUCUUAGUGUCGUGGACAUUUUGUUUUCCUUUUUUAAUGUGCGAGAUGGAGGCAAAGAAAUCGAAUUGUGUAAAUUUGUGCCAAUGUUCAUUUCCCCUUUCCUCCUUCACCUCUCUCUCUCUAUCUGAACGCCCGAUAUUGAUGAUACAGCUAACACGGUACCGUAGUUUUGUAGCUGCUCGGAUGGACGUCGUGUGAUCGGACAUGUGACGUUUAGGGGAUGUGAUGUUUCCUAAGUGGCUGUUUUAAUUUCUUUAUUCCAUUUAUUUUGCAUACCUUUUACCGCAGCACUUCUUCAGCUCUACUAUAGGUGAUGGUGACGAUGGUGAUGAUGAUGAUCAUGACUAUGAUAGCUCGUUAUAUUCUUUAUUUAAAAUAUUAAUCUUUUACAUUUAAAAAUAGCACUGUCGUUUUAUUGUUUUUUUGGGGGGGGGGCAGGGGCGAGCUUUAGCGCCGCACCUAUUUCCUCUUUCCCAUCGUAGUUUUGUUCCCCUUUUAAUGAUCCAAAGACGUAACUUGGUGCAUAAACGAAAUAGGUGUUGGUGUACUUGAAGUCGGCUCUUUUUUUGGAAAAGGACAAAAAUACGAACAAACAAAAUGGUGUCGAGAGGGGUGGUGACGCCGCCAUCUUUGUUUGUCCUCGCAAACAAAGAUGCUGCUCUAAAAUGUUAAAACGUAACAAUUUUAAAUACGGUGAUAUCAUGAUUUAAGUACAGGUGAAGCAAAGUGAAAAUGUAAAAAAAAUUACAGACGGAAAAACUUUCUGCAGCAAACUUUAAUUUAACACUGCCAGUUAAUAGACGGAACAGCAGUCUAAUUUUUCAAUCGACUUAACAGCUCCCCAUCCUUGUGCUGCUAUUUUGCUUGUGGUUCCGGGUCCGUCGUUGUUGUUGUUGUUGUCGUUGUUGUUAUUUUGUGUACACACCUCAAGUGGCUGCACGCAGCGGGGGCGCGAGAGGCGCCGAUCACGGAGACCGCCGCGCGCUCUGUGGUGAUGGUGGUGGUGGCUUCUCUUUGUAUGGCGCACGCUCAUGCCCGUGACUGUGAAUAUCUUUGAAGUGUGCUAGCAAAAGGAUGUUAUCCACAUUCAUUCCAAACCGGCGUUUUAUCAUCUGUCUACCCAACAUGUUCUUUAAAAAAAACGUACGAGAAAGACAAAAAAAAAUUACUUGGAUUUUUACUUUUACCAUUUUUUUUACACCCGUGCUGUAUAUAUUUCUUUUGCAGUCAGUGGAAAUAAAACACUUAGCUUUCCGUACUAUGUACAAAAGCAUGACAUUAAUUUCAUCUUUUUUGCACAGCUAAACAUGGCUUUGAAGAUAAAUUACCCCCUCCCCCCAUUACUGUUCGACUAAAGAAGUGUGCGAUGGAAUUUUCUUUCUUUGGUGUUCAUUGUUUCGUUGUCGUGUCUGUCUCCCUGUGUUUUAUUAUUCAGUCGAGGAAUUCUGUUUCGUAAACAUCAAAGCUGAAACUGUAGCAUUUAAACGAAGGUUCACAACAGAUGCACAUUUGACAACGCUUUCCACUGGAUCUUUUAGCUCUUUUUUUCAAUGUUUUUGAGAUGCUGUUUUCAUAAUUUGUUUAUAACCAACACUGCAAAUAUUGAUAUUGUUUUUCAGAGUGAAUAUCAAAUGCCAUCACUUUAAAUGUUGCAUGAUUGUAUGGUGUUCUCCAGGUCUGUGUGUGUUUUUUGUCAGAAUUGACUGCUGGGCAGAUCGUACCAAGACCUCUUUAAGUCCACGGUAUCAACACUAAACGUUACAAAACAAACAAACUACAUUAGCACGAAAAAUGCUUUAAUUCACAAUUUUUUUUUUAAAGCCAAAAAGUUCCGAAGGACUUGUAGCGUGUGGGAUUGUGCCACGUUAAACAUAGGACGUAUAAAUACAAUUUGGUUGUUAUUGAAAAACGAGUUAAUGCAGAGUGCAUAUAUUCCUUGACAGCUGAAGCCCGUGUCCCCUCAUACUUUUGUUACCUUUGUACACAUACCCUUGAUGAUUUUGCUUAUUUAAUCAAUAGCUGUAACUAUAAAAUGCAGACUAAACCAAAAAAAGCUGUUGAUGUUUUCUAUUACGGAACGUAGUCUUAAUAGUUUUUGUUACUGUACUGUCGAUGAGAAUGAGCUGUACUAUAAUACACUCACUAACAUAACAUACAGAGAUAUAAACUUUUUUUUUUAAUUUGUCGCAAACUUGUCGUUGUCAAAAAACUGGUUUAUUGUAGAAUGUAUUUGAGCUUAUUUCUCUGAAAAAAUGACAUCAUCAGUAUGUUUCUUGCUCAUUGUGAAACAUUAAAAUUAUAAUGAGCACAUCUUU
Molecule: messenger RNA, 15249 nt
Organism: Lethenteron reissneri (Far Eastern brook lamprey)
Lineage: Eukaryota; Metazoa; Chordata; Hyperoartia; Petromyzontiformes; Petromyzontidae
Product: zinc finger homeobox protein 3-like
Biological process (GO): regulation of neuron differentiation; regulation of transcription by RNA polymerase II
Cellular component (GO): nucleus
Molecular function (GO): RNA polymerase II cis-regulatory region sequence-specific DNA binding; DNA-binding transcription factor activity, RNA polymerase II-specific; zinc ion binding
Source: RefSeq, a predicted model, not a curated record